This is a messenger RNA of Spodoptera litura, 3256 nucleotides long. Its product is annotated as transcription factor hamlet. The record is from RefSeq and is a predicted model, not a curated record. Gene Ontology annotation, cellular component: nucleus. Gene Ontology annotation, biological process: regulation of gene expression. NCBI's taxonomy places the organism in Eukaryota, Metazoa, Arthropoda, Insecta, Lepidoptera, Noctuidae.
CGCGCCGCGCCGCUCGCGCUGAUAACGCGAUGCCACGCCGACCUGCGCACGCGCACAUAGUAACGCUCCGCAGCUUUAAGCUCGCGCGGACACUUUAAAAAAAUAUUUCGCCCCAAGUGAUGGAAUGGAUAUUUUUUAUGGACAAGUGCCCAGUGGUUAACUAAUCGCGAAUAACUAUUUUUUAUUAAUACUGUGUGUUUUACUGUUUGAACCAAAUAAAAGUGUUAAUGAGAAAGUGAAACCGAUACUCUGUGUAAUUACAAUAUUCUGAACGGAAGGAUAUUUUUAAUUGAACUCUUUAAAAAAAUAUCAAUCUUGUGCGAUUAUUAGCUAAAAACUGAAACAAAAUUGAAAAGGAUCACGUGAAAAUUUAUGAUCUUUUCUGCUGAAACAGUGUACCAUUACCGCCGCCAAGCUGACUACCGCAAAUGAGAUUAUACCCAGUUACCACGUCAAAGCGCUAAUAGGUCGGUGGCGCACGAGCCCGAUGAGCGCGUGCGCGGCGGCCGCCAUGCGCGAAAAGCACGCGGCGCCGCGCCGCCUCGCGUCCCCACCGGCAUCCCCGCUCGACCGCCACCCCAGCCCACUGAGCAGCCCCCGCGCCGACGAGCCCCUCGACCUGCGCGUCACGCACAAACGCCCACCUCGUCUCGAAGACGAGAACUGCAACCUGAUUACACCCUCGCCGCCGCCACACCCCACUCACCCUACGCACCCAGCUCAUCCUGCGCACCCAGCGCUACUACAAUUCUGUCGACGACUACCGCUAGCUCUACCGGCUUCAUUUGGCCGCUAUCCCUUCCUACCUGCAGCAGCCGCUACGCUACUAGCGCCUGGAGCUCCUCGAGCUCCACCAGUGCCUCAAAAUCCUGGGGCUCCUAGAGCAAGAGACAGAUAUACGUGCUCCUACUGUGGGAAAGCAUUUCCUCGCAGCGCUAAUCUAACUCGACAUUUAAGAACGCACACGGGAGAGCAACCUUACCGCUGUAAAUAUUGCGAACGCUCAUUUUCGAUAUCAUCGAAUUUGCAGCGACAUGUGAGGAAUAUUCAUAACAAAGAGAGACCGUUCCGGUGUCGUCACUGUGACCGUUGUUUCGGUCAACAAACGAAUCUCGAUAGGCAUCUCAAGAAACACGAAGCGGAGAACGGGGAUGACAGUCGCCGGCGGUCUCCGGAUGAGACGUACUUCGAGGAGAUCAGAUCGUUCAUGGGCCGCGUGGCGCCGGGAAGACGCGCCGCCGCCACCGCGAGCCCCGCCGACCACACCUGAUAGUGACACGAGCUGACCACUUUCACAGUUACAAUAUCUGGUCGAUGCAUCCAAAUGACUCUUGUGUAUUCUAAUAAACUAUAUUGAGUGUGAAUUUUUUGAUCAAAUAGCUAAUGAAUAAGCGCCAACUUUAGUUACAAAUCUGUUUAAUGAGCAAUGACAAUAUGAAAAUGCAAGGCAAACAUUGAAAAUGUUUCAGAACGUCAAGCCUCAAGUAAUUGUAUAGCUAAGGAAACAAUGCAAUCGUAAUGACCACGCAUCUUCAGUUCUGUAAAUACCCAUUAUUGUUACCGCGUUAGCACAUUGAAUUGGCGCAAACGAGUGAAAGUAAAUGUACUUGCCACCAAGUCGGCUAUUAGGAUAUGUAUUAUAAAUAAAGUGAUAUUGAAUCUCGUGUACUUAAUGUAAAUAUUAAGCUAUUGUAGUGUAUGUAGCUAGGUUGCGUACCGAAUUUUCUCUACCGAUAGUUAUACGAAAUAUGUAGUGUGUAUGUAUUCCUCGUCGUAAAGACAUAAAUAGAAAAUUAAUGUUAAGUGUUCAGAGAGUGUUCGCUAUAAUAGAUUACGCUAUAUCGAUGUACUGUACGGAUGUAAGUAGUUUCUUUGUACUAUUUUUUUGUAAAUUUCGCUUUAUUCGAUGUAAAAUAAUUAGUAUUAUUAGUCUGAGAGGAAACGCCGGUUACCAAUAAAAAUAUAACUUGUUGCUUAUUGAAGAUAUUAUUAAAUAUUUUUUACGAAAUGUUAGAAAAGUUGUUUUAAAAAAUUAUCUUACUUUGGAAAUUGUAUAUAUAUGUAUAAUGUAUACUGAAUGUUGCGUAAAUUAUUGUCGUUUUGGGCGCCCGCCACGGGUUGCAAUCCCGUGUGGUAAACCUGCCUUAAUUGUUAAGUUUCAAAAUAUUACGCAAAUUAGAUAUUUUUAUUAUCAAUUUUAUUGAGAUUUUUUUAUUAGAAAUUAUACAUUUAUUAGAGAUUACUCCAGAAUUGUGUUAAACAUUGUACGUAUUCCAAAAUUAUGACUAAAUUAAUGUAAUUACAAAUCUGUGAUUUAAUUUAUUACUGGACAGCAAUAAAUGAGAAAAUAUUUGUAUCAGUUAAAUGAAUCUCUCAAAGAACUAAUCUAAACGUUCCUGUAAGUAUAGAUAGAUCUCUAUGAUUGUUGCGAGUGUAGACUUGAUAAUAUUAUUUACAUAUAGACAUACAUAGAUACUAUGUCCCUUUAACCCAGGACCAAACCCAUUUCCAACCACUACAGCUCAGUUCAAAUAUUAAACAUAAUGUCAUGCAUUAAAAUAUACACGAAAAUGAUGCACGAAAAUGUAGUUUAAAGAUUCUAUGUUGUAAAAAAUUUACGGAAUUAUGUAACUCUGUGAUAAUGAGUCAAUGCAUGUCACUUUAUUAUGUUCCAUUAUGUCAUUUCCAAUACCAUAAAUAAACCUGAUUUCCUAUGAUAGAAAAUACAAAGCAAAACAACUCAAACACCCAAAUGUUGACGACUUUUUUAAGAAAUUGUAUUUUUUGUAUUAAAAUGUUUCGCGAAGCAUUGUUUUAAUCAUACAGGACAAAGAAAAACUCGAUCAUAAAAAGCUUUAAGGUUGAAUCUCAAUUUUAUAUCACAUGACAAUAAGAUCUCUUUUUGAUUAUUGCCACCAAUUAAUGUUACUCAGGAUUCAAUGUUAACAUAAUUUCAACUUUAUUGUUAUUCUCAUUUUCUGAAUGUUAUAGUGAAAACUGUCAAAGGUUUUUAUGGUCGAUUUUCCUUUAAAUCUGGUCUCUGUUCUUCCAAGUCAACGUUACCUACAGUAUGAAUGUUUUCGUAGUACUCGUACCAAAUCUUGUUUGAAUCACAUAAGAGAUGCUAUUUAACUUAUAACUAGAAUGUAUAAUUAAUAGAGAUUAUUACCUUAUUGUUUAUACUUUUGAUACCUAUUAGUCGUUCAAAGGUCACCGAAUACCUUGUCAAAAUGAAUAAAUAACAAUAAAUAUUUUA